Molecule: messenger RNA, 1479 nt
Organism: Cornus florida
Lineage: Eukaryota; Viridiplantae; Streptophyta; Magnoliopsida; Cornales; Cornaceae
Product: E3 ubiquitin-protein ligase At3g02290
Exons: 5
Coding region: 481-1170 (229 amino acids)
Molecular function (GO): ubiquitin-protein transferase activity
Source: RefSeq, a predicted model, not a curated record
ACUAGAGACUAGACUCUUCCACCACCCACCACCAAAAUGAUGAAGGUCGCUUUAACUUCGCACUUUCAUGGUCUUUCUCGGCGAAAACAACACUCCGUCGCAUUAUAGAAUCCGAAGCACCUCACUUCCGGAUUUCUAGGAUUUCUUUUGUCUACCUUCCUCCUUUUUUCUCUCUCUACUUUUUAGUCCCAGGGGAAAAGUGUUUGUUGGAUCUUUUCUUGAGAUCCUUGUAGCAAGGACAGAUGGGUUUGUUUCUAGAAGAGAGGGGGUACUGGUUUGCAGAGUCUACGUAACUUCUGCGAGCUUAGCGUCCUCUCUUGUCUAUCUUCGUCUAUCCUACAUUUAUCUUUAUAUUUUAAUUGCUGCAAGAGUUGCUUUUUUGAUGUAAAUGACUACCACAUUUGGGUUUCUUGGUUGACAUUGGAGAACUAAGGGUUGGUGGAGGGGUUUGAGUGGUCGGAAUAGAUUGAAGGUGGCAUCAUGGGUGGUGUUUGUUGCUGUUUGCUUGAGGAUUGUGAAGAUUGUGUUAAUCCAAACAGCUCAAUCUAUAGGAACUGUAUAUGUCUCAGAUGUUUUGUUCAGAACUUCUUACACAUGUAUACGACAAUAUUUCGGAGUGGGGAAGCACAUGCCAUCCCUUCAUCCAUGCAGGGGACAACAUCUUUGACUUCAACUUCAUCAGUUGAUGACUCUCUUUCUGACAUGUACCACUCUCCUCCGAGGCCAUUGCCUUAUGAUGCUGAUCCUAGAUAUAUGCACUUUCAACGGGAUGGACUGGUUUCUAGACGUGAGAAGGGCUCAAGUCACUCACACGAGGAAUCCGUACUAUUGAGAAGAUGUGUCGAUGAUGCAGACGCAGAUGCAGAAUUUCAAAGUACUGGAGAGAAGUGGAAUGAGUCUACAUGUGAAGAAGGAUUAAGAAAAUACAAUUCUAAGUCUUCAAUGAGGCUCUCAUCAGCAAAAAUGACAACUGGAUAUGCACAUAUCUACUCUUCUUCAGAAGAUGAAGAUGUCUGCCCAACAUGCCUUGAAGAAUAUACUUCGGAAAACCCCAAGAUAGUUACCAAAUGCUCUCACCAUUUCCACCUUGGUUGCAUCUACGAAUGGAUGGAGAGAAGUGAAAACUGUCCAGUUUGUGGCAAGGUGAUGGAAAUCGAUGAGACCUCGUGAAUCCGUGAACUUACUUGAGUGGUUUGGAUUGUGGAUGAAACCAGCAACAGACGGGAAAGGGUUAAAGUGUAAAAAGCCCUUGUGAAUAUCUCAUGUUAAAGUGUUUGUAUAACUUUAUUUCAAAAUAUAUUCUCUUCACACUGUUUUGCUUUUCCUCUUAUUUUUUCUUACAUUUUCACUAGAAAAAAAGAAAGAAAGAAAGAAGAAUCUCUGUUUCCAAAUCCCUUCUGUACAGUGAAAGAGAAGAAUUCUUAAAACCAAAGGGGGAAAAUAUGAACCUAUGACAUGGUGAAGUGCUUGUUUUUAUUA